Cuscuta europaea is the source of this 1322-nucleotide messenger RNA. The record is from the annotation of a GenBank genome assembly. NCBI's taxonomy places the organism in Eukaryota, Viridiplantae, Streptophyta, Magnoliopsida, Solanales, Convolvulaceae.
UUAGCACCUAGGUUACAUGUUUUGGAUUGGAUUUAUUGAUCGGAGGGCUAUAAAAAAGCUUCCCCUCCCCUGCACAAACACAACAUUUAGUGCCCACACACAAUGCAGAAGAUGCUGAAAGUUACCUCAUAGAAUGCAAUUACUCAACUUUUGAUUCUAGGCGGCAAGAGUGAAGCACUCUAAGCCAGUCUCACAAUGUUUCUUCGCCGGGUUGCUACAAAGUUGCCUCAACCAACCAGGUUCUUUUGCAAUGCUAGUAACCAUGAUAUUUCCAAUGCUAUUGCAGAACUUAACAAGGAAAUGGAAUCCAUAUUUGGUGAACCUCCCCCGCCUAGUCUUUCAGGCCAUGCCGGAAACCAGGAUGUUACAAUAGAGUCUGUCUCUCUCCCACCAGAUGUCCAAGAAAAUGACUUAAGGUUGACUCACAUUGGCAGCUCAGGUGAGGCCAAAAUGGUAGACGUAUCCAGUAAAGAGGUUACCAAUAGAGUGGCAGUUGCUAGCUGCAAGGUCAUUUUGGGAAGGAAAGUGUUCAACCUUGUUUCAGCCAACGAGAUGGGGAAAGGAGACGUUCUUGGUGUGGCUAAGAUAGCUGGAAUCUGCGGGGCAAAGGAGACGAGCAGAAUCAUCCCACUGUGCCACAAUAUUAACUUGACGCAUGUCCGAGUGGGUUUGACUUUGAACCCUGAAGAUUCGAGUGUUGAGAUAGAAGGGGAAGUGGCCACGUGCGGACAGACCGGAGUGGAGAUGGAGGCCUUGACGGCAGUGACUGUGGCUGGCCUGACGGUAUAUGACAUGUGCAAAGCAGCUUCAAAAGACAUCCGGAUUACAAAUGUAAAGCUUGAACGGAAAAGUGGUGGGAGGACUGGUGAUUGGUCCCGAGAGAAAUGAUUAUUAUUUGUCUAGAAGAUGGGACAUUUUUUCAAAUAUUUAUUGGAAAAAGAGGUGGGAAAUUUGUGGAAUUGAUCAUGAGUUGAGAAAUCUAAGCUCCAAGAUUUGAAUUGAACAGUUGGUGUAAGCAGAACAAGAACUAUCCGGUUGAUAGCAUGUCAAAAGGUACACAUUGAAGGAAAAUUAUAAUAAGGGUAGAUGAGUUUUCAGAGACGACUAAAUCUAAUAAUCUGUGUACAUGUGAGAAUGAGAAAUCUCUGAAGGGAGAUGUACAUUCCAACAAGAGUUCUACAAUUUGAGAGAUACUUUUGAACUUUUAAAAGUUAGAGAAAUUUAUUAUUUAAGUUAUGUAAUUUUCGAUUGUGCAACUUGACUUACAUGUAGAUUUGUUUUUGCUACUAAUAAAUCUAUCCAUAUUAAGGACUAUUGCACAA